Arabidopsis thaliana (thale cress) is the source of this 789-nucleotide messenger RNA. It is a transcript of the gene AIG2L, whose product is annotated as avirulence induced protein 2 like protein. Lineage: Eukaryota; Viridiplantae; Streptophyta; Magnoliopsida; Brassicales; Brassicaceae. Gene Ontology annotation, biological process: defense response to bacterium. The record is from RefSeq and is marked reviewed. The coding region runs from base 56 to 436 and encodes 126 amino acids. The transcript is spliced from 4 exons.
ACUUAUUAUAAGAAAGAAAAAAAAAACAGAAACAAGAACGGUGGAAGAGACAAAGAUGUGUAGUUCCGAUUCUCUUCAGCUUCACAAUGUCUUCGUCUAUGGUAGCUUUCAAGAUCCCGACGUCAUCAACGUCAUGCUUGAUCGUACUCCUGAGAUAGUCUCCGCAACACUCCCGGGCUUUCAAAGGUUUAGGCUUAAAGGACGUUUGUAUCCAUGUAUUGUUCCUUCUGAGAAAGGAGAAGUUCAUGGCAAGGUACUAAUGGGAGUAACAAGUGAUGAGCUUGAGAAUUUAGAUGCGGUUGAGGGAAAUGAAUAUGAGAGAGUGACCGUCGGGAUUGUUAGGGAGGACAAUUCGGAGAAGAUGGCAGUGAAAACAUAUAUGUGGAUCAACAAGGCUGAUCCUGAUAUGUUUGGAGAAUGGAAUUUCGAGGUUUGAUGAUUUAAACAAUGUAUUUUUAGCUUUUGUGAACUCAUUAUGACUGGAAAAAUGGUACAUUGUUUCGAUUCGCUUCUUAGGAAUGGAAACGGUUGCACAAGAAGAAAUUCAUAGAGACUUUCAAGAAAAUCAUGGAAUGUAAGAAGAAACCUCAGGGACAGGGAAAUGAUGAUAUUAGCCAUGUCCUACGCGAAGAUCAAUAGGAUAAGACUCCAUCGUCUUGGAUGGACUUGUGUUUGAGUAUGUUCUAUAUAUAACCACCUUUGUUAAAUUAUCAACAACAAAAAACCUUCGUUUUUAAAAAUCUAAAAUAAAUAAAACGUAGAGAGUGUUGUAUUGAUGUAAGAUUUUUG